This is a messenger RNA of Caenorhabditis bovis, 2400 nucleotides long. The record is from the annotation of a GenBank genome assembly. NCBI's taxonomy places the organism in Eukaryota, Metazoa, Nematoda, Chromadorea, Rhabditida, Rhabditidae.
AUGGGUGCUGAAAACGAUUCCUCAAUCGGAUGUUCGGAAGAUGCCGAAACACGAUCAUGUCCCGGUGAUUUAGGUUCAAAUAACUUUUCACAUCAGCCUAGGAGUAAAUGGAGUCACAUGCGGCAGGCAUCGCAAGGCGUCCCACCGCGACAUAUGGAGCGGCCUCCUCGACGAAAUAAAGAAAUUCGAUUGCCAGCUCAGCAGCACGAAUUAAUCGAAAGAGAAAUGGACAAUCUUGUCCAGGAAUCCCUUUGCGGGAUUGGCUCCUGGAGGCCGAGAUGGAUUCAAUUUCUCGGAAAUCGAAUUUGGAUGCUGAUCCUUCUUUGUUGGUAUUGCACAAUGCAGGGAAUGGUAGUAAACGGUUUGGUUCCUUCGGCGAUAUCCUCAAUUGAACGUCGUUUUCAAUUCAGUACAAGCCAUAUGGGACGAGUUGUCCAGUUCUACGAUUUUGGAUAUGUCCUUUUCUGUAUUCCGGUCUCUUACUUUGGAGGUCGCCACAGUAAGCCCGCCGUUCUGGCCGCUGGUCUCGCCUUGAUGGCGUCGGGCUCAAUGAUUUUCUCCGCACCACAUGUGCUAUCGGAUAGUUAUUCGACAUCGCAGCCUAACAUCUCCUCAGGAACGUGCUCGAUUGAGAAUUUCUUCUCAAAUGAAACAACAGCUCCUGAAGCCCUUGCGGUUACUCAAUGUAAAUUGGAGAGCCAUGUUUCGCCGUCGUCAAACAACAACUGGUAUUUCAGACUGUUCUGUCUGGCACACUUCCUUCACGGUAUUGGAGCAACUCCAUUGUUUACAAUUGGUGUCUCAUAUCUCGAUGAAAAUGUUGGGCCUGCUUUGUCGUCUUUAUUUGUUGGAAUUUUCUACUCAUUUGCUGUAUUCGGACCUGCUGCCGGAUUUCUUAUGGCAGGAGCAUUCCUAAAAUAUCACACCGAUUUCUGGCAUCUUCCUCCUGAGCAAAUUUUGAAGGUGAGCUCUGGCGAAACUGAUCCAACAUGGGUUGGAGCUUGGUGGCUCAGCUUCAUUUUUGCAUCCUUCUUUGGAUUCCUAGCCGUUGGGCCGCUCAUGUCUCUUCCUAAGGUUUUACCAAUUUCUUUGAAAUGGCAUAGAACUCGUCUCCAGGAAGCAGCACUUUCAAACAGAAGGAGAACUCCAGAAUGUUGUGGGCUCCCAGUAACUAAUAAAACUGCUGCAAUUAAUGGGGAUGCUCCAAUUCCUGAGCAAGCUUCUCUGCUGUAUUCCUCAAUUCCAGCUCGAGGAAAAGGACCCAUUUGGUACAAAAUUUGGUUAGAUGUUCGCCACAUUCCAAUUGCUAUCUACCGAAUCCUCACAAAUGGACCAUUUAUGAUCAUCACUCUUGCGAUGGCUAUUGAUAGUUUAGUCGUCACUGGAGCAUCUUCAUUUAUGUCAAAGUAUUUGGAGCGUCAGUUCGGUGUGGCUCCAAGUAAAGCAAACGUGCUCAUUGGAUCCAUUAUGGUACCCAUGGCUGGUUUUGGAUGCAUGGUUACAGGCUAUAUUGUGAACUAUUUCCGACUCAACAGUGUCAAAAUGUUGAAAUUCGCAAUUGCUCUUCUCUUAUUAUCACUGAUGUUAACUCCCAUGUACUUGAUCUAUUGUCCUCAUGACCCCCUCGUUGGUGUCGAUUAUAAUUAUCCGGAUAUGGAAAACGAUCCGUUCAAGAAUCUGACAGAAAAUGGGGAACUUUCAUUGAUGGCGAAAUGCAACAGCCAUUGUCAAUGCGAUCCAGAAGAAUAUCGACCAGUUUGUGCAGAAUUUGAUGACAAUACUCAACUUACGUUCUAUUCGCCUUGCUUCGCAGCAUGUGCGGAACCAUACUCGCCAACGAGAAAAACGUAUACACAAUGCAAUUGUGUAGGCGUAAACAACACAUUGAAAAUGAAAACCGUCAAGAAAGGUUCAUGUGAAACGAAAUGUACUGGCCUUCUCGGAUUCCUUAUGCUUUUUGCUCCAUUGUCAUUCUGCACAUUUGCUGUGGCAGUCCCUGUCGUCUCAGUUAUCUUGAGAACUGUUGACUAUAACGAGCGAUCAUUUGCUUUGGGAAUUCAAUGGAUACUUAUUCGGAUGAUCGGAACCAUUCCAGCUCCUGUCUUGUUCGGGUGGAUGUUUGACGUUUCUUGCAUCAAAUAUCAAACGGAUUCCUGUGGAAAUAGCACUAAUAAUAAUUGCCUUCUCUACUCGAAUCAGCUUCUUGCCCACCUUUUUAUGACCUUUUCUAUAAUUGGACAAGCACUCGCCAUGGCGAUACUCACGUGCGCCCUGAUGUUCUACGGAUCAGUUUUGAACGAUGAUACAGAUGCGCCCCAAGUAAUUGAUGCAGCAUUGGAGGCAAGUUUGGUUGAUCGAAAAGAGCUUGAGCCCGAAGAAAAACCAGAACAUAAUUAUUAA